Morone saxatilis (striped sea-bass) is the source of this 5109-nucleotide messenger RNA. Its product is annotated as nuclear factor NF-kappa-B p105 subunit-like. Gene Ontology annotation, biological process: non-canonical NF-kappaB signal transduction; innate immune response; cellular response to stress. Gene Ontology annotation, cellular component: cytoplasm. Lineage: Eukaryota; Metazoa; Chordata; Actinopteri; Moronidae. The record is from RefSeq and is a predicted model, not a curated record. Gene Ontology annotation, molecular function: DNA-binding transcription factor activity, RNA polymerase II-specific; RNA polymerase II cis-regulatory region sequence-specific DNA binding; protein binding.
AUCAGUAACUACCAGGGUCUGGCCCGGGUGGUGGUCCAGCUGGUGACGGCGCUGACCCCCAUCCCUCAGCUUCACGCUCACAGUCUGGUGGGAAAACAGUGCGACAAAGGGAUCUGCAUCGCCGACCUCCAGCCCAAAGACUCCACCAUCAGUUUUCCAAACCUGGGCAUCCUUCAUGUGACGAAGAAGAACGUGGCGAAGACUCUGGAGGAGAGGAUGAUCGAGGCCUUCAGGAUGGGGUACAACUGUGGAGUCUCCAUCCACCACGAGAUCGACGCCCUGCAGGGGGAAGUCCGCGUCCCCCGAGAACUCACCGACCACCAGCGCAGUGUGAUCAGCAGUGCAGCGGCUCUUCAGGCUAAAGACAUGGACCUCAGUGUGGUGCGGCUCAUGUUCACAGCGUUCCUCCCUGACAGCGACGGAGGGUUCUCCAGAAGACUCGAGCCCGUUGUGUCCGAACCGAUCUACGACAGCAAGGCUCCCAACGCCUCCAACCUGAAGAUCGUGAGGAUGGAUCGAACCGCUGGCUGCGUGAGCGGAGGAGAGGAGGUCUACCUGCUCUGUGACAAAGUCCAGAAAGACGACAUCCAGGUCCGGUUCUAUGAAGAAGACGACACGGGGUUGACCUGGGAGGCUCUGGGAGAUUUCUCCCCGACUGAUGUUCACAGACAGUUUGCCAUCGUUUUCAAGACUCCGAAGUAUCGAGACCAGAACCUGCAGAAGCCGACGUCCGUGUUCGUCCAGCUGAAGAGGAAGUCUGACAACGAGACCAGCGAGCCCAAACCCUUCACCUACCACCCUCAGAUCAUAGACAAGGAGGAGGUGCAGAGGAAGAGACAGAAGACAUUGCCGAACUUCCAGGACUUCAGUGGCCAUGGAGGAGGAGGUCUGUACCGAGGAGGAGGAGGAGGUCCUGCCUGCAGGGGAGGAGGACCUGGCUCUGGAGGAGGAGGUGGAGGAGGAGCUUACUUCCAGGGCUUCACUACCUACAACUAUGGCACAGGAGGAGGUGGGGGAGGAGGUGGUUUCUCCACAGGAUACUCAGCUGGUCUGGGAGGAGGAGGCAUCAAACAUGCCUCUCAGAGCGACUCAGCAGCUGACAGCAGUGACGAUAGCGAUCCCGACGAUGACUCGGGGUCAGGGGUCGUGCUGAGAGCUUCAGCCCAGCAGGGAGGUCUGGAGGUGGGGGAGAGGACUGAGGAGCGAGGGGUCAGUGUGGAGACAGAUGAGCGGUUGGCUCAGGUGACCCGCAGACAGCUGGAGGCUCUCUUUGAGUACUCAGUCACAGGAGACUCAGCCUACCUGCUGGCUCCACAGCGCCCCCUGAUGAACGCACAGGACGAGGACGGAGACACUGGGCUCCACCUGGCCAUCCUCCACAGCCAGCAGGAGGCGCUCAAGAGUCUGACUCAGGUCGUCUCUGCUCUGCCUGGACAGGAAGUUCUCAACAUGAGGAACCACCUCUACCAGACUCCUUUGCACUUGGCCGUGAUCACCCAGCAGAGGGAGGCGGUGGAAGCGCUGCUAUUGGCCGGUGCUGACCCAACUCUGACAGAUCGCCAUGGCAACACAGCCCUGCACCUGGCGUCCCAGUUGGAAGGAGGAGCUGAGAUGGUCCAGUUUCUACUGCGGCACAGAGAGCUGAGGGGACUGCUGGACUACACCAACACAGCAGGUCUGUGUGCGACACAUUCCCCCCGAUAUAUUAGUGAGGAGGAUGAUGAAGGCUACAUCCCAGGAACCACUCCACUCAACAUGGCCGCCACCACUCAGGUGUUGGAGCUUCUGAAUGGUAAAGUGUAUGAACCAUCACCUCCACACAGAGCUCUCACGCCUCCUCAAGGCGACCUGGCGAGCCUGGACGUGGAGGUGAAGCAGCAGGUGUGUCGCGCUCUGGAGAGUGAAGGAUGCUGGGAGAACCUGGCUCACAGUCUGGGUCUCGGGAUCCUUAACACGGCCUUCAGACUGAGCCCCUCCCCCGCCAAGACCCUGCUGGACAGCUACGAGGUCUCUGGCGGGACGAUCCGGGACCUGCUGGCUGGUCUGAGGUCAGUUGGGGAGUGCAGAGCGUUGAGCGUCCUGGAGGAGGCGCUGCGUCGCCUCGGUGAGCAGGAAGCGACCGAUGAGACGGGAGGCGAGGCUCUGUGCGCUCAGGUCCAGGAUCUGAAGUGGACGUUCGGCUCGACAGCGGGGUGUGUGACAGCGGGGUGGAGCUCUCCACAGCGUAACCGCCUGAUUGGUCCGUCUGGGUUCAUCAGAGAAAGCACAAUUCAUCAUCAUCACCCUCCUCCAUCGAUCGAUCGAUCUAUCUAUCGAUCUGCCCGCGCUGAGGAAACCUCCAUCACAAAACAUUUUAACUGUUUUUAAUGAAUUUUUAAGCUGUUUGUUUGUUUGUGUGUAAACUGAAAGUCACAGCAGGUCAGACCAAAUCAGACGCUACGGCCAGAACAACAUCCCCUCACUGACUGAUUGAUUGAUUGAUUGAUUGAUUGGUAGUAGUCAGUUAAGUCUGCAGCCGGGGGCUGAAACUGAAUCCAGUUUUGGAAAAAAGCGGACGUCAAACUGAUCGACAAUCAGCCUGAAACAGCCGCUGCCCCCUGCUGCAACACGGCACAGAGUGCGCAUUGGUUCUGUUGGUCAGAGACUGUUAGCCUCUUUCUCUACAGAAUAAUAAUAAUAAUAAUAAUAAUAAUAACUAGACCUGCAAGCAGAUAUUAACGGGGUCCAACAACCCCACUCAGGUCUAUCAGAGCAGCAGAGAGCAAGAUCGGAAGAGUUUGAAAAAGUUUUUGUAAUUUUCAUGAUUUUACAUACAGAAACUUUCCUCAACAAAUUGCCUUACAGGCCGAACCAUUGGAAAAUAUUGAAGUGACUUUUAAUAAAAAAGAAUAAAAUACCUCCAUCAGUAAAAAUAAACUAUAAAACAAAUUAUACUGAGAAACUAAGUUUUUAUUUUGAAAGUUUCUCAUUAUAAUCAGAAUCUAAUUUUUUUCCCCAUCACAUUGGCAGCAACGAGCUUCCAUAGUGAGCGCCGGUAGCGAGAGUCAGAUUGUUUCACAGCGGUUGCGUUCAGCACAAACGGCGCCGCAGCGUCUGAUCUGGUCUGAACUCGGCUUCACUGACAUGAACUAAAAAGUGAUUCUUGUUUUCUAGAAAAAAUGAGUAUUUGGUUUGAUGUUUUUCUGCCCACACUACACUCCAACAGCUCGACCAAACAAUCUGAUGUUUGUUCCUCGAUCAAAAAAUCUCAAUAAUUCACCCCAAAAUGAAAUCGUAUGGCGUGUUGACACAGCGGCAAGUUCUCACCUCGCCUUUAAUCUGGUUCACUGUGGUCCAGUAAAACCAUGCUGAAAUAACGACGUCCUGAUGGAGAAAAAUCUGAAUUCAUACGUUGUCUGUCUGCGAGACGACGAGCAAACAGCUUUUAAAAUGCUUGUUUUUUGAAUGGAGUUUGGUUGAUCAGAGCUGUUAAGUAACAUAUUUUCCAACUUCCUCUCACUUGUCGUUCUCUGUUUAAAUAUGAAGCAUCAGAGUGAAGAUAAAUCCACUUUUUAAACCCCAAAAGUUCAACAAAUGAACUCCUGUUGCUGGUAAAUGUCUCUGGGUCGCAACACUGCCCCCAACGUCCGCCCGGAUUCACUUCGAAGCUCAAUAUUUUCUUGCAUAAAUUUAGGAGAUUCAUCCGUCUUAUGAAAACUUGGCUUCGCUCUCUGUGUGAACACGCCGUACCGCCUCCUCCCUGGACGCUGUCAGGUGGUAGAAAACGAAUCGAACCCUCACUUGGAAUUAUGUUCUGUCGGCUGCUGAACGAAGACGUAGGAGUCUGGUGGAUUUUAGAAUUUCGAUGAAGCGUUCAGCAGUGUUUUUUUUUUUCUGUAGCAGACGUCGGCGUCUGCAGGGGAAAGGUGCUAUUGAUAAAGAAAUGAUUGUAAACAGUCUCAAUACAACACUCAUGGAAAGAGUUGUUGGUGUUCGUACCUGUUCAGCCGAGGAUGUCCUGGAACCAAUCAGGAAGGAAACCGCAGUAAAACUGAGAACCUGGAGAUACAAUACAGGGGUUACAUUCAACUGACCCUGUUUGUUCUGAGCUCCAAUCACAGUUGAACAAGCCUCGGCCAACUUCCUCCUUUCCUGCUACUUACUAUGCUAGGCUAAUCUAUAUUUGAGCUAAUGUACCAUCUUCAAAAUGUGGUUGUCUUUUCAACAUAGAUUAGCCUGUAGCAUGUAGCAUCUCUCAGCUCAACUGUUACUGGAGUACAGAGCAAAAAGGGGCGGGGCAUAAGAAGGGUCAAUAUAUUUUUAAUCUCUUGUAUAAAAAAAAUAUACAGUGAGACCUGCAGUUUUAUUGAUCACUGCCUCGUAACAUCCAACGUACUUUAACACAACCUGAGUGUUACAACACUGCCAUCUUGUGGUCGGGGGUUUAAACACAAGAUCACAAAAUGGACCACUGCCACGAAUCUCUGCAUGUAAACUAUUAAAAAUCAAUACUGUAUCACAGAUAAUAUCGCAAUAAUCUAGGGAAUAAUUUUCUACCCAGUAUAAUGUAGUGCAGAACCUUUAACUGACCUCUGCAGCAAACCAUGAAUUAACUUCUAACGUCAACAGAAACUGAACUUUGUGAACUUAAAGGUUGAAUUUAUAUCAGCGCUGUUAUAUUGUUCCCCUAAUAAAGUGGCUUAAAAAAAGUUUAUAUGAAACAUGAGUACGAACACCAACAACUCUCCACAUGUGUGAAUAUUAAACAUCUGUCCUUUAAGAGUGCAUGUUUUUAAAGAUUGAUUUUUUUAAUGUUUAGUGUUUUUUUGUGCCAUUUUCUGUUAUUUUCUGUCGUCUCACCACUGAAACCUGUUGAAGACUCAUAAACCUGCAGCAGCCAGAUGAUCCUGAUCUGUUUCUCUUCCUCCACUUACACAAAGACGGAUGCGUUUUGGCAGCGGCAGGAAACUGUUAACAACAUGAUGCAAGGCAUUGUGGGAUAGGAAGUCCAGAGCUGUGAGGAGUUGUAGUCUUUAGUGAAACCAAAGCGAUAUUUAUAUCUUUGCUCUGCACUGUACAGUUCAACACGAGCUUCACUGUUAUUUUUUAAAUAAAGUUUUUUAUAUUUAU